AUGGAUCUACUCAAAUGCAUCGCUAUGGCGAUAUUCCUGGGACAUGCUGCAGCUUCUCCGGUUUCUGUAACGGCUAUCGUUACAGUCAUCGAGACAUUCUCAAAAAUACCCGCCUCCGCCAGCCCAUCCGCGAUACCGAGCAAUUCGCCAGUCAACAUGCUGCUGCCCGCUGUGACUCCAGUCAAUCAUGCCAUCAUUACUAACCCGAACACACGGACAUAUCCAUCCACCGAAACUACGAAUCCGGUGACCUGCGAGCUUCUACCAUGUACUACUACAGCCUUCUGGCACUACAGUCCGAUCAACAGGGAGGGAUGUCGUUCGUUGACGAACAUGCUGUACUGCGACUACUUCAGCACUGUUUCGACUACUUGUCUCGAUCAAAACCACUUACCAGACUGCUUAUACUCUUCCACGAUCUUCCCAUUUGUGUCAGAGACAACGAAAUACGGCUGGCUCCGGAACACGGUUGAGCCUGUGUACGCAACAACAUCGACAUGCGUAUCGCUAGAUCCCCAACGAGCCGCCUUCCCGCAAGGCGAGCUUUCCUGCCACUCUUACUGCAAAUACAGUUCAUCAGAGGUCCGCUGCUGGCCAGGCGACGGCCAUUGUCAGACUAGCACCUCAACGACAACAACAUGCGUGGAAAGCCUGCCCUCAUGCCUCUGGUACAACCAACAUUGGUCGGGAGAUGAGUUAGACCCAACGAGUGUUUGCGUGCCACCAAAGACACCGACAUCUGGAGGCUGCUCCUGGCUCACUUACCAAUCACCUUACUAUUGGAAAACAGAGACGUGGCCAGUCACAUCGACCUGUCUCUAUGCUGAUGCGAUUCCAUCGUGUAUCUAUACCUAUGGUGACAAGUGUGUUCCUCUGCAGGAAGCUUCGACCAAAGGUCCACCUUCUUCCAAAUCAGGACCAACUAGUACAGUUGAGGUGAUCCCUACUGAGACCAAGAGCAGCGUUACUCUCAGUGCGGCGCCAGCGGGGCGAGGAGAAGGGGGCUGUACUUGGAGAAUACCGGAAGCACACAUCGAUCAUCGCGAGUGUUGGAUCAAGGACACCGAGGUGGAUGAGUGGAUGCCUGCCACACGAAGCUCGAACGGAUGUUCGUGGUUCACUUCAUUCGCGACCAAGACAAGCGCUGGCAAGACGACCAUCUCUCUCACUUCAACCUGCAAACCGACGCCCACGGUAACCUGGUCUUUGACCACCGUGCUCACAGAGACGAUGGUGACUUUCGGAUCAACAUCGUCGACUAUGACUAAAAAGACGAUGACACGUCCGGUAACGUCUGGAAAGCCUUCAGCUACUGCGAGUGCGAGACGCGGAGAUUCUCAAAUCCACAUCGAUCUGGAUAGCAGCAUCCUCGACCAAGGUUUGAAAGAUGCAAACAAUCUAUGUGCUCAUCGCGAGCCCAUUGACGGCCGAAGAUUGAACUGUGACCUGAUGCCUCAGUGGGCGAGGGUGGAGUUCGAGCAGCUGAUAGAAGAGCAUCUCACCAACCGCAUCAACGACAACGCCCUGGAGUUCACGCGAAAUGGCUACAUGGAUCAGUGGAUAUUUGACAACGCCACGCUGAGGAACAAAUUCAUCACAUACGGAGCAGGGCGCCAAAUGAUCUACAACAUCACACACGCUCUUGCUUUGGAAGAGAAUUUCAUUAUCGAGCCUGAUGUCAUGAUUGAGAUCAACCUGGAGAUGAGGGAAGACUAUCCUCAGGCGGUUGACGACGACGAAGAAGAUACUCAGGAGGAAGCACCUCGCUACAAGCUCGUCUGCGCCCUCAGCCAAGGCACACCGAUGCCCAGCGAGGACGUCACCGCCAUGACCAGCUACCUGGCGUCAUACUUCGACAAUAUGUUCCCAACUCCAACAACCAAGCCAACGUGCAUUCCAGUGGAAGCCGGAGGCAUUGGUCAAUAUGUAUGUCAGUGCUCGCUAGCUUCUCAGACCGGCGAGUUUCCAACAACGAGGAAGACCGUCACAGCGACCGUCAGCGGAAAGACAACUCAGAAGAUCGACGUCUGUGAUUACAGCAGUUGGCCGAAGACGACUGCUCCCCCUAAGACCUCAGAUCCGCCGUACCCCGUACCGUCCGAUCAGAAAGUGUCCACCGACGCCAUGACCUGCAACGACCCUAAGUCUGCCGGUUACUACGGCGUGCAAACCGUCGCGGACAUGGCCCAGGCUCUGUACCGCCAAGCCUUUUCGUCCGGACUGUACGCAAAGCCCACGGGUUCUAGCGUGAAGUAUUCGGACAACUGGAAUGGCUUCAAGGUCCUGAAAACAGAAGUACGGCCCUACGUUGAACCGCCACAAGCCGCAGGAGGCGCCCAGAUGCAGAACAGAUGGCUUGUUCUCUCGAUCCAGUACCUCAAGACGGCCUGUGGGAAGGGGGAAGAGGACAAGCUCGUGGGGUUCCGGAAUCCGAGUGAACUCAACAUUGAGGACUUCUACGACGCUUUUGUUAUGCGGUCGAACCCUUGCAACAAGAACCCAGACGACGAAGUUGGACUGGAGCAGUGGACGCCUGGCGGUACGAUCAAUUGGAAGUGUCUGCAGUGGAAACUACACAGUCUGGACACCCCGCCGUCGUAUAAAACCGACAAACACAUGCAACAUUGGCUCAAUCGGACUGGAUCAUGGAACGAGACGACGUCAGGCAGAUCUUGGAAUGAGACGUCCAAGGAGCGUUGGGGUGAGACGGGCUUUGAGCCUCGCUGGACUGCGAGUGCUAUCGGAGUUGGAUAUAAAGUCUGA
Zasmidium cellare ATCC 36951 is the source of this 2763-nucleotide messenger RNA. RefSeq lists its product as uncharacterized. NCBI's taxonomy places the organism in Eukaryota, Fungi, Ascomycota, Dothideomycetes, Mycosphaerellales, Mycosphaerellaceae. The transcript has 4 exons. Bases 1 to 2763 code for a protein of 920 amino acids. The record is from RefSeq and is a predicted model, not a curated record.